Messenger RNA from Alternaria conjuncta, 810 nucleotides. RefSeq lists its product as uncharacterized. Gene Ontology annotation, molecular function: aralkylamine N-acetyltransferase activity. The transcript has 2 exons. Bases 1 to 810 code for a protein of 269 amino acids. NCBI's taxonomy places the organism in Eukaryota, Fungi, Ascomycota, Dothideomycetes, Pleosporales, Pleosporaceae. Gene Ontology annotation, cellular component: cytoplasm. The record is from RefSeq and is a predicted model, not a curated record.
AUGCCACGAGACUUGCUAGCAGACAAAAAGACGCUCGAUGGCAUGCCCGAACUAUCAAGAGAGCCUGAGACCGUCGCUAGCCCAGAGUCCGUGGAGCAGCAAUCGAGUUUGGUGCCUCAUCGCAGUUCCAACAUCGCCCAGGAGGGGAGACUCAAGCAGAUGGGCGUCCGGCCCUACGCUUCAUUGCUGAACAUCGACGACCUGGAUGAUUGCGAUUGGCUCGAGCAUGCGGCCUUUGAUCCGGUUGAAGCUGCAUCGCGCGAGAAGCUCGAGUACCGUCUGCGAACCUGUGGUGAGCUCUGCAGUGGGCUCUUCUCUUCCGCCUAUCCCACCACGUCAGGACCAUUAGGCGAGACCAUCAAGUUGCACUCCUUCCCAUCAAUAGACUCAGCAGACACAGACCGGAAGCGCGUGAUAAUUGGUCACAUCAUCUCAACCAAAGCAAACUCACCCCUUGUCACCGAUGACGCGAUGGACUAUCCCAAGGACUGGAAAACCAACUACCAACUCACGCCAAAUGUAGGCCACAACGAAGACGGUCAGACAGUUUGUUUGCACUCAUUAUGUGUACACCCAAACUUUGCGCGCAAAGGGCUCGGCUCGAUAUUACUGCAGAGCUACGUACAGAGGAUCAAGGAUUCGGGUGUGGGUUCUAGGAUAGCGCUCAUCUGCAGAGACCGGUAUAUACCGUUCUAUGAGAAAGCGGGAUUCAAGAAGAUCGGGCCUAGCAAGUGCCAAUAUGGUGGAGGCAACUGGGUAGAUAUGGUGCUUGACUUCGAGGACAGCGGGGAUGAUGGUUGGGAGUACUAA